Molecule: messenger RNA, 2676 nt
Organism: Cloeon dipterum
Lineage: Eukaryota; Metazoa; Arthropoda; Insecta; Ephemeroptera; Baetidae
Product: MTOR-associated protein MEAK7
Exons: 5
Coding region: 420-1754 (444 amino acids)
Source: RefSeq, a predicted model, not a curated record
AAAUUACAUCAAAACAGGAGAACUAGUUGGUUCAAAUUUAAUUACAAUCGGAUUUUGACACGGAUGCUCGAAAAUUGCAUCCAUAGGUUAGGUGGGUUUCAAAUAAUGCUAGGCUCCCUAUUUUUAAGAAAGUGCUGAUAAUAAUAUCAGCACAUCUCUGUUGAGUGUAGUGCGCACACUCCGCUGAAAGCACAUAUUCAAAGGAGAAGAAUUGGGACACACCCCCUUCUUGCUCAAAAUAGUCCAAACAACAUUUUUUGCUCAAGCUUUAUCAUGGAUAUGAUUUUGUUAAUCAAGAUAUAGUUUUUGUAUGGUGUUAAUACUAGUUUCAUGAAUAUUUUAUUUUGCUUUUGAGCCAAUCUGUUGUGGAAAAUUUGACUGACUUGUAGGUAUGGUUGUUGGAUAACUGAACUUGCUGAAUGUUAACAAAUAUUUUUGUUAGAUUGCAUUUCUUUUGGUCUAAAAUGGGUUCAAACAACGCUAAAUCAGCAUCUCACGAGGACCCACUCAGCCCUGAUGAGCGUGAAAAGAUAAAGGAUGGAUUCCAUAAAGUUGCUGGUUCGUCAAGCGCAGCUUCUCAUGAAAAACUGCAGGCUCUAUGGCAAGGGAGGGCGACGAAGGAACUUCUGGAACUGAUUUUGGCUCAAUUAGGCUCCUCUCCGAUAACCUUCAACCGCCUAGCCACAUUGUAUGUUCACGCUGUGCGAGGCUCAGUGGAUGAACAGGCUGCCCUCUUGGUCGCCCUGGCGUCAAAGGGUGGAAAAUCCUGUACUUCUGGCCAGGUUGUGGCUCUGGUUGAAGGCGUUACCGCCUCUUACCUCCAGGCGGCCGGCCAGGCGUGGUCCCAACUGCCGGUCGGACCGCUCAGUUUGCUGUCCUCCUGCCUCUGCCACGACUUGCUCUUCCCUGGAAAGAGCACCAAGCAGACCCUGAUGUCUGCCGCUCCAAUGGAUCUGGCUGUUACCGAGAUGGAGGCGUCCAAGUGGUUGGCGGCCGCUCCUCCAGGCCUGCUGGCGAUGCAAGCGGCUGUCUUUGAGAAAAUUUUCCUCAAUGCUGACCCAAAUGUAGGCAAAAAGCGGCUGUUUCCUCUGUGCGAAGGCCUUCCCAGUGCCAAGGCUACAAUUUUGGAUCAGGCGGCUGUUGCCUUCUUGGCCACUGCAGUGCCUUCCGACUGCCGCAAAAAUUGGCGUUUCCUUUUCUCCAGCGUCGUCCACGGCGAGAGCUUCUCUAAAAUGCUCGGGAGCGUCGUGUGGAAAGGGCCGACCAUUAUUUUGGUUCAGGAUGCUGGAGGGCAUGUUUUCGGUGGGUUUGCUGUUGCUUCAUGGAACGUUGGACCAAAAUUUGUUGGGGAUAACAGGUGCUUUCUUUUCAACUUGAGGCCUAAAAUGGCAAUUUACCCUACAUCUGGGUAUAACGAGCAUUUCCAGUACCUAAAUGUGCAGCAGCAGACAAUGCCAAACGGACUGGGUAUGGGUGGUCAGUUGGACUAUUUUGGACUGUAUCUGGACGCUAACUAUGGCAAGGGCUUCUGCUCAGAGAGUUGCACCACCUACCACAGCCCAAUGAUGUCCACUAGCAAGCAAUUUGAUGUGAGUCACGUAGAGGUGUGGGCCAUAGGACCUCCACCACCAACUCCUGAAGAACUGGGUGAACGUUCGAGCGUGCUUGACCGUGAUAACGAGGCUAAAGCACUUCUGGCAAUGGUGGGCAAGGAGCAGAAAAGUGAAGGCUUGAGAGAACCUGACGAGUCCUAGUAGAAGUUCCUACUAAGUGAACUUUUGUGUUGAAUCUGUUUGUGUUUCAACGCUAUUUUCUAAACUGUUGUUGACUUGAUUAUUUUUGUCAUAUGUAUUGGUUUCAACCAUGCGUGUUUUGCAAUAUUUUUUACCGUUUUAAUUAACAUCAAUAUUUAUAUUUUCACGUAAAGUUUUGAUAGCAACUCUAUAGACCACUGGCUUGUUCCUCUUGUGAAUUAAUUGUCAAAGAGCUAUAGGGAACUCACGCUUUCCGUUCACUCACACUUCUCGCUCUGAUGGGAAGAAUCAAUGUUAAUGCCCUAUCCUAGCGAGAAGUGUGAGUUGGGCGAAAAUGGUGAGUCUACCAUAUUUUGUUAUUAUAAAGUUAUAGUUUUUAUUUAUUUUUCAUACACUGUUAAUUUAAACUUAUUUAGCACAUGAAGAUUUUGGCUUUGAUCAAAGACUGCAUUUUUCUCUAAAAAAAUAUGUAAAAGUUUUUAUUGCGAUGCGAGCAUGUUGAUUUAAAUGGUGGGGAAAAUUUAUUGUGUGUCUGUCCCAGACUGAUCUCUUUUCCUAAUUUAUUUAUUUCCUUAUCUGGUGUCUGUAAAAGCAUUGGUGCAUCAUAUUAUUCCCAAGUGUACUGUCCAAUCGCACAGAAAUCGCAUGUUGAAUUAUGCAAACACGCAAGUAAAAGCCAGGUGUUGCCAGCAGCAGCAAGCACGCAUACAAACUCAUCCAACAGGAUUUAAAGAGUAAAGGGAAAAAUCGUGCGCGCGUGGCAAUGUUCUGCGAAGUGCCGGGGGAGCAAACACUUUUGUUCAACCGUCUCAUUUGUGAUUUCUGUUGUAGGUUGUGCUGCCAAGAGAAAAUAAAAAUUGUUAUGUAAAUGUUGUUGAACAAUAAAUUUAAAUGUGUGCCACAAAACAAGCACUAAACGCAA